Molecule: messenger RNA, 1576 nt
Organism: Syzygium oleosum
Lineage: Eukaryota; Viridiplantae; Streptophyta; Magnoliopsida; Myrtales; Myrtaceae
Exons: 2
Coding region: 92-1126 (344 amino acids)
Source: RefSeq, a predicted model, not a curated record
AAAUACGCCUGUCCAUCUCCAUCACCUUUUUUUAAUAUCUUUUCACCAUAGCUCUAAUUCUCUUUCUCUCCCUCUCUGAGUACCCUCAAGAAUGAAUCCCCACUCACUAUCAUCAUCAUGCAAGAGCACCACCACUUCAUCGGUGAGUGGCUUCUACAACUUCCUCACACAAGCACUCGACGACUUGAAUGCUUCCUUCCCAUCGUCGUCAUCGUCGUCGUCAUCUUCAUCGACCUACAGCAACAACUUCAUGUCGAUUCAGCAUCUGCAGCAAGUCCUCCACUCGCUCCAGUCGGUCCACUCUCGGCUGACCUCCCUCGUCCACGAGCUCCGCCUCCCCGUCGGCGAGAAGUGGCUUGACGAGUACAUGGACGAGAGCGCCAGGAUCUGGGAAGCUUGCAACGUCAUCAAGUUCGGCCUCUCCCGGAUGGAGAGGUAUUACACGACCGCUUCGAAUGUCGUUUCGUCAAUCCUCGGUUUACAUGAUCAUCACUUGGAUCGUCGCCAGGCGCUUCGGGCAAUAGAUGAAUGCAGAAGAGAAGCGUUGGUGUUGGAGGAAGAGAACAAGCACUUAAUGGAAGCAAGAGUUCAACCACUCUCUCUAUGCUUCAACGAGAACGUUUCAUUGGAGUCCAACUUCAAUGGUUUCAGUGGCUUCAGGGGUGCUCUCUACGCGAUGAGGAAUGUGAGCUCGUUGCUCCUGAUGGUCCUCCUCUCAGGCCUCGUCUACACUUGGCCAGACUCGAUCUUCCACCAGGGCGGGUACGAGGGGCACGCCGUGUUCGGGUCAAAUUUCAUGAUCUCCUCGUUGAGGAUCCAACAGAGGAUGGCCGGGGAGAUCGACCGGAUGAGCCGGCGGUCGCCGCCGCCGCCGAUUCUUCUCUACGAGUUCAGGAGAGCGAGGCACGGCAUGGAGGAGCUCAGGGGAGUGUUGGAGAGGGGAGAAGAAGGGGCUGAGCACCAUCAACUGGGGCAGCAGCAUGUGCAAGACAAGGUUGAGAACUUGAAGGGAUUGAUUGGGUGUUUGAGAAGUGGGGUUGAGAGUGUGAUGGUACAACUUGAUGAUUUGUUUGAUGAAAUAGUUGAGGCAAGAAAGAAUCUUUUGGACUUGUGUAGCCGUAGAUAGAGAUAUAGAGAGAGAGAGAGAGAGAGAGAGAGUGUGUGUGUGUGUGUGUGUGUGUUUGCUGUCAAAAUUUCAAACAUGUGAGGCAAUCAAUUGAUUGAUAUAGAGGAAAAGGUGCAAGAGGGUAAGAUCAUUAGAUUCCCCACCCACACACCAAAAAAAAAAAAAACAAAAGAGAGUGAGAGAGAGAGAGAGAGAGAGAGAGAGAGAGAGAGAGAAGAGGGUAGGAUGAAAGUUGUCAAAUUGGUUUGGUUCCAAUUGUUUCCCUUUUCUGGAGGCAUUUUUUUUUAUUAGUAGUACUAUUUAUGAAGAUGUAAAGACAGCUCUAGUAGUCUCACAUUUGCCUAGUAAAAAGAUUCAGGUGAAUCAAAUUUGGUUGCUUUGAAUUCUUUUUGUUGCAUUCAAGUGUUGUUUAAGUUGAUCAAAUGCAGAUUAUGAUUGCCUGGUGUGACA